Mercurialis annua (annual mercury) is the source of this 937-nucleotide messenger RNA. RefSeq lists its product as uncharacterized. NCBI's taxonomy places the organism in Eukaryota, Viridiplantae, Streptophyta, Magnoliopsida, Malpighiales, Euphorbiaceae. The record is from RefSeq and is a predicted model, not a curated record. The transcript is spliced from 2 exons. Bases 14 to 784 code for a protein of 256 amino acids.
AACUCUGACCGAGAUGGCCAUUGCAGGGGAUGUGGCCCGGGUGACCACGUUGCCCAUAGACCUGGCGCAUUACAAGACGUAUAAGCCCGAGAAUCUUCUGGCUGCGGUCUCCUCUCUUUGCCUUCAGGCGGCUCAGAUGUCCUAUCUGGCGGACCAGAACGUCAACAAAAGCGAGGUGGACCUCCUUCUGGCUAAGGAUCUACUGCUGUCGGAGAGGGCUAAACUCCGGGAUGUUGAGAAGCGAGCUGCCGAAGCAGAGAGCAGAGCCUCCGAAGGAGCUUCCUUGGUGGCCAACUUGGAAAACCGUUUGAAGGAAUCCGAGGACCGGCGGGCAGAGGACUUGGGGGUUUUGGAGUCCCUGCGAAAGGAUGUUGGUCGUCUGGAGACCGAGAAGGUGGCUGAAAAGGAGGACUUUUCCAAGCAGCUUGCCGACAUAACCCGCCGGAACGAGCUAGCAAGCAAAGGUCUCCGGGACACUGUGGACGACCAGAAGAAAAAACUGGAGGAGGCCAACAAUCGGGCGAGGGAUGCUGAGGCUAAGGUUGCCCAAGCGGCUACUCGGGAGGAGGAUAUGUACGAGGACUUCCGACGAAUGCUGUAUGUCGGGGAGAUCCAGGUUGGGGAGUAUGUAAGAAGUCGGUUCGGGGCUGAUACCGAUGUGUCAAGUUUCAAGUUGGAUGCCGUGGAAUUACAUCGCCGGGCCAAAGAGCUGCCCGAAGAUUACGAUGUGCAAGCAGACAUCGAUGAAUACCUGGCUGACGACCAAGAUCAGGGCCCAGUUUAAAAUAACCAUAGUUGUAUUUUGCUUUGUUUUCGUAAUUUUUGAACAUCGUUUAGUUUUUGUUUUAUAGUUUUGAACAAUUUUCCUUGUCUUUGUAAAUUUUUGGGAUGUUUGAGCUUUGAGCUCUUUUUGCUGGUUUGAAUAUUUCCUUUCGUA